GGGUGCAUCCUAUCAACUUUUUGCAGGAAGCCAGUACAACAGAGCUCUUUGCCAUCAGGCCAAGGAGCGUGUGUGACUGCUAGGGCCAGUGGCAGUUGCAUAUCUAUUGGAAAAACUAUUCACAGGGCCUUCAGAGCAGGUCACACAGAGGUACAUGCCUCCAGGCAGCUGUCACUAGGCAGGGUGUAUUGUGUGGUUGACAAUCAGAGGUUGUUGGGAGACAGAAUUUUCAAAAGAACACAGGAAGGGAGAAUUUUCAGAUGUAACAUCAAAGGCCUGCCCAGUUUGCUGGUCUGUGGGGGCUGAGACCUCCUGGCUUCCUUCAGCUGGGAAGUCAAGCUGCCUGGGUGAGGCGCUUGAACUUGUGAAAGGCGGGUCUCUGCCACCCUGGCUGAAGGAUGGGAAAGGCUUUGAGUGAGCAGUGCUGUAUUGGAUAAGAGGCUGGUGACAAGAUGGAAGUUGAAGAAACUAAAAGAGUUCAAGUGCAGAAAAAUAUAAGAUCAAAUGAGAAGCUGCCUUAUGUGCCAACUGCUGGGGUAGAAAAAAAUCCUUUGAAAACAUUUACCAUCCCUAAAAUAAGGAGGACUGCUGAUAAAGUUUCUUUAGCACCGUGCAAGACUAAUGAGAGGGAGUAUAGUAGCAUCAAUCAUACUCUGAGCCAGUCCCGUCUCAACACAGGAUGUGACCUGCAGUCUUCUUGGCAGUUUGGUGAGAUAAAACUUGUACACAAUGCAGAUCUGGAAAAAAAAUUUGCUGGAAAAAGGGCCAAGAUGCGUGAAGAAGGAAGGCAAGGCAGAGAACUUGAGGAACAUUUUUGCUUUUUAGUGUUGCCUUGGGAUGAGGUCUCAAAAAUUUACCAGGGUGGAAUACAUACUAGCGAAUCUACAAUGAAAGAAUUAGGAAAUCCCCUCCUUGGAGUUUAUUUGUUCAGACAUGUUGAUGUUGCUUUGAAUUAUGCAAAGAAGAGAUGGAUCAGUGCAGAACACAUCUUGGUUUUCAAGGUUCUCUUUGGAAAAGUAAAAAAAAUUCAGCCUCCCAUGGGUAAAAAGAAAAUUGCUCUGGAUCCUACACCAAACUUUGAUUGCCAUAUGUCUAGAAUUGCUCCUACACUUAAAGAUCCAGUUGAUCUGCAGGCCAUUGGCUCAUCGGUUUACUUCUAUGAAUACAAUAUACAUUCGAAACCAGUGGAUAAGCCUAGGCAGUGCCUUCCAUAUGCAAUAGUAACAGUAAGGUUUGUUGGGCCGAAGGUGGAAACUGACCCUCUUACAACAUCUGUGAGGUUUCUGUCUAAAGGAUUUCCUAAGUAUUCUGGAAGACGAGGCUCAUGGAAAAACUGCACAGUAGCCAAAAGGAUUGGUAAAGGCGCUCAGGCUACAAUAAUCUAUGAGCAUUUCAGGAAACCUGUAAAUGUACAUGCUUUCAGACCUGAGGAAAGCUCUUCUUGCAGUGAAGUAAAUUCAGAGGAAAAUACUUCUGGCCCCAAAGUUCGUUCUUCCUGCGAAAAUACACAGAACAGGAAUGGUUUGGUAGCUGAAGCCCACGAUAUCCAAGUGGAACAUAACAUACCAGGAAGGUGGGAUUCAUCACAAGUACAAGAAAAUGAACUGAGUCUGUCCCUUGUGGCUGGUGUAGAUGCCAAUGGAAGCAUCAACAGUGACCAGAUGGUGAAUCUAAAAUGCAUUGACACUGCUGCCAACAGUAGUAGUGGCUCAAGUACUGUAAUUACUUCAAGACUCAUUAUGGAUCCAAGACUGAAGAAAAGAGAAGGAAACCCAGAAAAAGAAAACUCUGAAGCAGUUUUUCAUAGGAAUUCAAUGUCUGAGAAUGGGCUGGAAUAUCUCAACUCAGAAAUGAAAAUAUCAGCCACUUUAAAUUUAGAUUUGCCUGAAGAACCUCCUCUGCUUAAUGACCCAAAACAAGAUCCACUUGGACAGAGACAUGCAGGACAAGAAUUAUGGAAAGAGGCAGUUUUAAUAAAAGAGUUUACGUCAACAUUAAAGACAAACAAAGAACACUCCAUGGAAGACAAGCAAGUGGCUGGUAGCAUAACAAAACUUCAUAAAGGAAUAAUGGAGCCAUUCCCAUUGCAAGAUGUUCACACACAACCUGCUUCAAAAAUCUUUAUUGAAGAAAAGCAUGUCACAGCAAAUGAGAACCUUAUCUGUGAGAGAAAAGACUUAAAAAUGCACCAGAUUCAGGUAGUAGAACAACCGAGGAAAUGUUCAUCUUUGCCAUUUGGGGAUACAAAACCUGAGACAGACUCGCAGGAGAGUUUGUCAAUGAAAGACAAAGCAAACCACUGCUACACAGAAAAAGAUUCCAGUCUUCCUAAGAAUAACACAAAGCAUUUACCUGUUCACGGUAGCAAAAAGAACUUGAGUUUCACUAAAAACUCAGGGCAUAAUGAGUCUCCUCCUGAUCAAAAGUGCCAAUCUGUCUCAAUGGGAAAGCCAGUUUCAUCAGUGCUAUCUGCUAACUUUGCCUGCAACACACUCCCUGAACCUGUGCCUGACAGCAUUAUAGAUUCAGGCAGUUGUCUGAAUUCCAGAUCUCAAAAGUGUUCUGAUCACCAUAUGCCAUCAAUGGUAGGAAAUAUUUUCUCUUUUUUCUCUGAAGAUUGUGAGAAGAAAAAUUCUAAGAAAGUACCUGCAGAGGACCCCCCAAAAAGAAAAAAACAAAGGUCACACUUAUCUCUGUCGCAUGCAUGGAAGCAGGGAAAAAUGUCAGUAGGUCAGAAAAAAACUAAUGCAGAUAAAAAAUCGAAGAUUUUCAGUCAAGUGGGCAAUGGCCUUAACUCACUUAAGAAACAUGAUAAAGGACAGGAUUCAGCACCACAGAAUUAUUCUAAACAGGAUAAGUAUGCUUCAGGGAAAGGAGGGCAGAAAUUUCAGGAAUCACGAUCAAUUCAUUUAGUAUCACUUCAGGAUAAUCAGACACAUACUACUGAACAGUGUUUGCAUGAUGAUAAAGGCAUGAACAUGGGCAUUCAACAUCCAGAAAGUAUUAAAUCUCAGGAAGGCAAGACAGACGAAUAUACUGGGAAAAUGCAUACCCAGUUACAAGAAAAGAAUUAUACUUCUGAAAUAGGAAACCGUUCAACAGAUUCUAACAUAGCGGGUGCUGAAAAUACUUUGACCUCAAACAGCGAAUAUAAAGUCAAUAAUGAGAGUUUUAAUACACAGGAUCAUACUUUAGACAGUGAUGUCCCUGGAAAAAUGCAUUUUUCUGGACAUGCUAUGAGAAAACAGUAUGUGAAAGUGGAAGAAGACAGGUGUGCCUGUCAUGCUACUUGUGAAUCUGUUGCUAGUGAUCAAAUCAUUCGUGAAGAAAACGCUUACCAGAGUAAACUUCAAGAUACUAUGCUUUCAGAAAAAUGCACUGUGGGUGAAAACCUUAUAAUGGCCCAUAAAUUAACAUGUUCAACAAAUGGAAGUACAAACAAAAAUUGCAUAGAUAAAAAAGAAGAUGCUACAAAAGAAGUCAAAGCCAGUUCUUUCAUCAAAGACACAAUGAAUGACCAGAUAUAUUUAUCUCAUGCUGUCUGCAGAACAGACAAUGUAUUGACAGAUUACUGCAAUACAGAAUCCCUGUGUUUCCUUGGAGAAAAUGAGCCAGUGUCGUUAGACAAACAUUUCUGUGGGGAUAGCAAAGAGUGUGGAGCUUCUGAAGCUGCAUCUUUAGAUAAGGAGACGAGUCGGAUCUGUAAUCUGGAAAAGAGGACUGACAUAAAUGUUCAUGAUUUCAACCAAAUGCACACAUGCAGACUUGAAAAGGAAUUUAUCAAUGUACCAGGAGACUGGAUGAAAGUUUGUGAAAUUCCUCCUAUUCUGGAUUUUGAAAGAUCAGCUGCUGGUUUAAACUUAACUUUUGAAGAAGGAUGUGCAUUAACAGAAGCCUGUUUGAUGGAAACAGAUGUUUCCAAGGAAAAGGGAAUUAUUCCAGAUAACAAAAUAGUCUCAGAAGAGCUGUCUGCCACAGCAGAGUUUUGUAGACCUUCAGCACUGCCAGAGACUCAUGCAUGGGAAGAGCAGAAUGCUGUUAUGCUAAUCACCACCAUAUCCAUACCUUCUGGAAAUGUGGAACACAAAGAAAGAGGAUGUUUCCAACCUGAGGAAACAUAUGCUUCUGAGAAAAACUCAUCUUGCCUUGAAAAUAGUGUGCGGGAAAUAUUUAAACAGACAAUAGAGGAAAAAUGUGAGGAUAUUUUUCUCCAGGACAUGGAAUUUGAAAGUGAGAUUGAAAUUCAACCAGAACAGCCUGAGGAAUCUCUCUCAGCACCACAAAAUCCACAGAGUCAUGAAGAUGAAUCUGGUGAGGAGGUUGACUCACUGUAUCAGUACUUGACUGAUCGUAUAGACUGGGAAAGUUUGUUUGGCAACACUAACCGGAAGAUAUCAGGGAGGAAUGAAGAUCACUUUCCACUGGGGGAAAAAUCUUGCACAAAGGAAGAUAAAACAGCAUCUUUAAGUACAACUGCGUGGCCUGAUUUACAGAUUACAGUAACCAAUAUAUUUAAAUCAGGAUUCAGCUGCCCAAUCAUUGACACAGCGAGAGAGAUGUGCACAUGUGCAAUUGAACCUGCAGGACCAGAAAUCAAUAUGGAAUUGUCAGGAGAGCAAAGAAGUGAAGAAAAUAUGCAGAAUUUGGAUCUUACAAAUAAAAUGGAAACAUGCCUAACUAUCUAUGUUCAUAACACAGAUCCUCAUAUGCCUGAAAAAGAGAACAGUACUUUUACUGCACCUAUUACCGUUUCCAAUGUAUUGAAUAAAAGAAGUAGCUUUUACUGUGCACAACCAAAAGAUACUAGUAAGGAAAGUAACAGUAGAAAAGGUGUGCGAUCAAAAGUUAAGAGAAAACAUCCACGUAAUGCAUCUCUAACAAAUCAAAUGAAGCCUCAGAAAUCUUCAACAUGUUCAUCUAUAUAUAGAAAUUCAAAAUGUUGUGGUAAAAAGAGAGAACGCUGCUCAUCUGCGAUGUUUUCUUCAUUAUUUGAGGGACGGAUUAAAACACUUGCACAGUCUGAAAAACACAUUAAAAAUGUUCUAAAUACUCUUUGUAAUGAAGCAUCCUUAUGCAAAAGUAGGCGUCUAUCCAAAAAAAUAGAUGGUGCUCUGUUUCACUUACGGAAAGCUCAGAGGAGAGUUCUCAAAUCUCUAAAAAUCGUAACUAAAGUUGGAGAAAAAAGACAAAAGGGUCCUUUACCAAAACGUUAUGAAAUAAUAUGCAAUGACUUAUGGGAAAGCUGUGAUCUUGAAGGUCAUAAUUUCUUGACAUCUGGGAAGUAUUCUUUUGCUCACUUUUCUCAGAAAAGAAAGUCUAACAUACAGGAAAAUAAACGGGCUGUGGAGUUUAAGGAAGCAAGUGACACUGUUACAUAUAUGCCAGUAAAGAAAAGGUUUAAAAAUAAAGGGAAGAAAACGAGAAAAAUAGUUUCAAAGAAUGACCUGCCAGUGAGAUCUACUAUGAGCUGUGCACCUGUUGUGUUGAACGAUAUUGUAAGUCAGAUACAUCAUUGCAAAUCUGACUUAACUGUGGCUUCUUCGGUAACUUGUAGUCAGUUUUCAGCUGCCACAUGCAAGGAAUAUAUGGAUUUUCAGAAUAACAAUGUGAGAGAUUCAAGAAGAAUAACGGAACUUCAAACAGUCUCUGACAACUCUGUAGGUUUAGACACCAUUGGACUAGAAGAUAUGGAACUAACUACUAAGAAACACAACGUUUUUGUAAACAUUUCAUCUAAAAUUCAUAUUCAAGGGACUGCUGGAAAAUGUGGCAGGGUAGUACAAGAUAUAAGACAAGACCACAUCUUUGAAGCAAAUACAUCUGCAAACAAAAAUAUCUCAGAAACUUUGAGCUUGCCUCUCAGAAGGGAUGAUUAUGUUGAAUUUUGUAUGGACAAAAGAAAGGAUGGAGCUUGUAAGAGUAAUGUAAAGAUAGACACUGUCAUACAUACGUCACAAUUAAAAGCAGCUGCAGAACACUGUUUAAAUGCAAACACCGACAAGCAAGAUGUUUCCACACUCUCUGCCACUCACAAAAGGCUGGAAGGUAUUCUUUCUUCUGAAAAAGAGAAUAUGUUUUCUGCUAGUAGUGGAGAUAUUUCCACAAAUCAGAGUAUUAAUAUUGGAAAUUGUUCUUCAGGCUCAAUGAAGCAGAUGCCUGCAACAGAAGGAAAACAUGAGACCAACAUAUCUCAAGUUCCAUUAGACAACCAAAUUAUUAGUGCUAAAGCUGCAUCUUUGAAAAUGAGCUCAAACAUUUUAUCUGAGAGAAUUUUAGAGAUCCAGUCUUUUGAAACACCCACACUACCUCUCCGUGGACAGCUUCAAGAUAGAAGGAGUGACAGAGAAGAAACUUCAAAUUCAGAAAUGGGUCGUCUGAGUAAUUACGGAAAAGUAGCUGAAAAGGAGACACAUGUUACCGAGACUAUGAAAUUGGAACCAUUGGCAAAAUGUUUAUAUAAGAGAGAAAAUAACAGAGAGAAAGAGAACUAUUUAAAAAAUGUAUCGUCUGUGUCCCUAUUAUGCAAUGCUCUGGCCCCCUUUUCAAAUCAAUAUAUUCCACAAGAAGUUAGACAGAAAACAUUUCUAAAACGAAAGGAAACAGGACCAGUGGAAAGUAAAGCAAAAACACCUGUAAAUCUGUAUCUGGCAAAAGAUGUACCCGGGAGAUCCUCUGCUAUGGUAGUUUUGGAACAAAAGUGCAUAACACAAAAAGAAGGUCACUUUAGGUGUAAUAAGGAAUACAGCUGCAUUCAGAAUUCUUCAAACAACAGAAGGGCUCUCACUCCACCUAUCUUAAGGAAACCCAUGGAUAAGAAAUUUGCCCAAAGUAAUAAAGAUUGGAAAGAAAGCACUAACAAAGAUUGCCAGAUUAACUCAGAGCUGAAAUCAGGAAUUGUAGUUGAACAAGAUAUUCAAAGAAUUACGAAGACUUGCGGUGGCUCACCAAGCAGAACGCAUCAGAACUUUACAGCCCAUGUCACUAAGCUGAAUGUAAAUCAUCUCGCAGGUGAUCCUCUGAACAAAUAUGAGGGCAUCAAUGGUAAAAACAAGCAUAGAGAAGUGGGGAUGGAACUGAAAUCUCUUGCUUUUAUAACUGAAAUAUCAAAGAUUUUACAAAAAGCAGAUGAAACAUCAUCUCUGAAAAUAUUACAGGAACAGAUUACAGUUUGUGACACCCUUCUUCCUUCAUUUAUUAAGGCUUUUGAGGAAAAGCAAGGGUGCUCAUAUAAACACAUCUUGAUUUCCCGAGAGUUACUGGUUGAAAGAAAGCAAUGGACUAACUGUAAAUCUAAGUUAAAGUCAGAUGCUGUAGAUUCGCUGGUGGAACUGCAAAUAAUAAUGGAAACAAUUAAAUUCAUUGAAAACAAAAAGUGCUUUCUGGAAAGGGAGCCAACUUUCCGAAGUUUGCUUUGGUAUGACAGUUCACUCUAUGGGGAACUGUUUGGGAGGCCAUCAGGGUAUCAACAACAAUCUAAUUUCUAUCCAGCUUUCCAAAGAAGGCUGAAGUACAAUGUUUUUCGUGAGCUACAGAGCUACCGUAGACAGUUAUUAGAGCUCUUUGAAAAAACAAAGUGGCAAAAAAAAUCGUACUAUGCAUUCUUGAAAUUCAGGCGAGAGCUUGAUGAGUGUGAAGCUGUGAUACAACGUAACUCUGAUUGCUUAGAUUUUUUUCUCUCUGUGCCUUUUACUUGUGGUGUUAACUUUGGAGAUACUUUAGAAGAUUUGGAAACUGUAAGGAAAAGUGCCGUGGAACUGAUAAAUACGUAUAGGAACCUUCCAGAUGUUCACUCCUAUGCAGAAAAAGAGGACCAUCUGUGGAUUAUAAUGGAAAUUAUCGCUACAAAGAUAAGCUUUAUAAAAACCUGUGAAUCAAUUAAUAUGAAAGCAUCACUCUUUGGCCUUGAGCAUAUAUUUUUUGAUGCUGCCAGAAGUCUUGUUUGGAAAGACAGAAGUGUGGUGUUAAAUACAGUCUCUCCCAAUGAGAAAAAACAGCUUCUGAACACAAUAAACCAAGAUGCCCUCUCCAGGUUGUAUGAGGUUUAUGAAUAUGUGGCUGAAGAGUUUAGAACUGAAAAAUCUAACAAUAUUCCUAAGACGACAAAUGAUGCAGAAAAGUCAAAAUAUUGUGAAAAUGAAGGCAAACACGGAGAUGAAAACGCUGACUGCCUCAGCCUCAAUGUUUUGCUUUCACAUCCUGAUAUUUGCUGUGUUGGAGAAAUAUUAGAUGAAGCUCAGUUUGCCGACCUCAAAAAGUUAGAGCAGCUAAUGUUCAGAUGUACUGAACAUUUAGAAACCUUAAAAAUGUAUUUUCAGAUUUUGCAGGAGGAGGACAUUGAUAAAAUCUUAAUCACACAGCAAAAUGUGCUAGACACAAUGAAAAAUGAUGGCAUUAAUGCUGUAAUUUUAAAGCCUGAAGCUGUUGAGACUUACAUUGAAGUACUAAUGAUGUAUGAAACAAUUCACUUUCUUAAAAAUUCAAUAGCAAAAAAAGUAGAUGAACAAAGAUUUCGAAGCUUAUUGUGGUUUGAUUUAUCACUUCUUCCUGAGUUGGUACAUUGCCAAGAGAAAAUGUCUUCCUUUUCAUUUCUGAAAGAUAAUUCAAUGGACAACCUUCGUAAAACUAUUGAGUCUGCCAUCUCUGAGCUUAAGAGUGAGCUGGAUGUUAUUUACAACUAUGCAGACACCAUCAACUGCUCUUACGCACUUCACCUUUUGACCAGAGAACUUACAGAACUUUCGGAAAUAAGAACAUUCAUACAAAAUUCGAAGCCUUCUAUCUUCACAUAUGUUGAGUGUGUACCUUAUACAAUAUCUGUUAACUAUGGGAGCACGGUGGCUGAAUUAGACUACAACUACCAGCAGUUUUCUUUGUUGCUUGAAAAUUUAAUGUUGGCUGCCAGGAAGGAUUUAGGGAAAAUGGCUCAUAUUAUGAAAAUAAUGAAAACCAUUGAGCAUAUGAAGUUUGCUUGUGCCAAAAAAGGUAAAUCAGUCCUCUCUCUUCUGAUAUAUCAAAUGCUAAAUAACUGGAGAAAAACCUGCCAGAUGAAAAGAAAGGGAAACAUGAAAAUGCAUCUGACUAAAACUAAAAAAAGAGUCUGUGAAACUCAAGCUUCGGUGUCUGUCAUCAAAAGUAGCGCUGAGCCUCAGAAAAAAAGAUCUAGUUUUGUGUCCUCACAUAAAGACACUCCCGAGCAUACAGAAAGCUCUCCUUCCAGCUGCAAGAAACAAAAGGUUGGUGUUCUGAUGGCAGCAGUCUCAAAAAAUGGAGAUGAAAAUGAAACAUGCAAUCACAUAAGAGAGAAUGCUAGAAUUAAUCCCCAAAAUCAAAAAGAUCCAGUGCCAAGUAUCUUGGUGGAUAAGAUAGGAAAAAAGAAGCCUUUCGAAAAAGCUGUGCAAGACCAAUUACUGAACUCACCUUUGCAUUCAAAGGAUUCAGAAGCUGUUUAUUGCUCUCCACAUGUUAAAUCUACCCCAGAUGGUUUGAAAAGCUCAUCUGUUAAUUUAAAAGGCUUAGCCAGCCAGCAAAGCUCAGCAAACCUAAAGCACAUGAGCAGAAGAAACAGUAAUUUUAAGAAAAUUACAAGAAAACAUCAUGAAGGUUUUGCAUCCCGUGACAAAAAACAUGAAAAUGCUCAUUUGUCUUCAGAAAAAGAGCCACUACUUCAGAAGCCUCUUGAGAAUGCUUUAUGUUCAACACAAAAAUCUUUUAGGUCAACAAAACUAGGUGAUAGUUCUGCUGCUGCACUAAAUCUACAGCAUGUGCAAGAAUCAGAAGCCACAGGUAAUAUAUCAAGAUCCAGUUUACUAGCUGUAUAUAGUACAACUAACAGUUUAGCCACAAAACCUGAUAGAAAAGAAACGAAACAUGAGAAGAACUCAGAGAGUCCUAGCAGUGUGCUAGCCACGACUUCAGAUUCAACUGUGACUACGGAAAAUAAAAAUGCAGAAUCUCUUUUGGAACAACCUUCCAGUGAAAAAGCAAAAAGCCCCGCUGAACAUUCUGCUCUCUUUCAAAACGAACCUGCACCAUCAGCACUUCCAGUGCAAGAUUCCUUAGUGCAGGGUUAUGAGACAUUCUAUCCUGACUAUUCUUUUUAUUCUUGUCAUCAGAGUGAUAACAGUGGCAGUUCCACAGCCCAGAGUUACCAGGGAAAAACUUAUGAAGUGCAACAUUCUGGGAUGUCUGCUGUUGCAAAUAAUGUGUAUAAUGCUUACUCUAAUGUGUUUUACUCUCACGCAUAUAGUUACACUGCUCUUGGUGAGCAACAAAGUUCUAGCUCUGGUCAAACGUAUCCAGUGCAAGGAUAUUUUAGUUCUCAGAUGCCCCUUCCUUACAACUCUCAGAUGCCAUCUUUACCACAGUAUGCUGCAAGUCAGCCUUGGUCAUUAGGUCCUUUUUUAUAUCCUUUCAAUACAGAAUCAUCCUCAGAAGCUGUUUGGACCAGCACUCCCUGGCAGCAGGCAUCUUUUCAUCCUGGAUAUUGAAACCAGUCUCCUAUGACAACUUUUUGGUUCAGCAUUGUUUACUGUAAUUUUUCUUUGUUGAAGAUGUUUAGUUUUAGAUGCCUAUAUAGAUUUGUCACUGAUUAUACCAUACAGAACACUGCAUAAUGUUCUGAAGUGUAACCACUUACCCCAGAAGACAGUGUAAUUUACAUUUGCCAGUCUAUUACAUCAAAAUUUAUCUUUUUUUUUUAGGACAAAGUCAGCUGGAGUUUUCCUAGUGAUUUCUAUGGGUGCAGGAUUAAGUCCUUAAUGAACAGCAAGACUUACCUAAUAUGAUUUAAAAACCCAAAUACAUAGAUGAAAGGACAAAUUACCCAUUUCAGUGACCACUGAGAGCUCGCUUGACUGUGAAACCAUGGAAACAGCAUGGUUCUGCAGUACAAAAGGCAGGUUAAAUGGCUGGUUAAGGUAAUAACUGUGAAGUGGCUCUAUGGUGUUGACCUGGAGCAGGAUUUUUUUCCUCUCUGCCUACUAGAGGUACCCAGUAUACAGCCCUUUAGCCUCACUGGUUGUCGUGUCUCUGGAUUUGACACUAAUAUAUUAAGUUUUUAGUUAACUCUUAGAAAUGUGAUAUGAUGGUGUUCAUUUGACAUCUAAUAAAAAAAUUAAAACAGAA
This is a messenger RNA of Pelodiscus sinensis (Chinese soft-shelled turtle), 11124 nucleotides long. Lineage: Eukaryota; Metazoa; Chordata; Testudines; Trionychidae. The record is from RefSeq and is a predicted model, not a curated record.